This is a messenger RNA of Schistocerca nitens (vagrant locust), 585 nucleotides long. RefSeq names its product larval cuticle protein A3A-like. The record is from RefSeq and is a predicted model, not a curated record. NCBI's taxonomy places the organism in Eukaryota, Metazoa, Arthropoda, Insecta, Orthoptera, Acrididae. The coding region runs from base 1 to 585 and encodes 194 amino acids. Gene Ontology annotation, cellular component: extracellular matrix. The transcript has 2 exons.
AUGGCAGUCACGCUGUUGGUCCUGGCCGGAGCGCUGUCCGUGGCGAGCGCGGGUCUGCUGGGCGCCCCCGCCGUCGUCGCACCCGGAGCGCCGCUCGCCGCCCCCGCCUACGCCGCCCCCGCCUACGCCGCCCCCGCCUACGCCGCCCCGGCCCUCGCCGUCGCGCGCGCCGCGCCCGUCGUCGCCAAGGCUGCCGUCGUCGACGACUACGACCCGAACCCUCAGUACAGCUACGCGUACGACAUCCAGGACGCGCUGACCGGCGACUCCAAGGGCCAGCAGGAGACCCGCAACGGCGACGUGGUGCAGGGCAGCUACAGCCUGGUCGAACCCGACGGCUCCCGCCGCACCGUCGAGUACACGGCGGACCCCGUCAACGGCUUCAACGCCGUCGUGCACCGCGAGCCCGUGGUGGCCGCCAAGGCUGUCGUCGCCGCCCCCGCCGUCGCCAAGGUGGCCGCCCCGGUCGCCUACGCCGCCCCCGCGUACGCGAAGGUGGCCGCCCCCGUCGCCUACGCCGCCCCUGCGUACGCCGCCCCUGCCGCCUACGCUGCUCCCCUGCACACCAAGGCCAUCCUCGGCUAA